AUGACAUUCGAAUUCAGCGGUGCAAACGGAGGGGGUGAACCGUUGCUAGACCUCACCUUUGAACGGCACCAUCGGGAUCGCACCGCCUACCCGUACGCGACGACAGCCCACUCGAGUCCCACCGUCCCGUCCGGCAUCAUGACCAACACGCGAGCCUGGCCCAUCCCGCUCGACAUGACGACGGCGAACCACGGCCACGGUCGUCAACCGUCGACGACCACUUCACCGGGCCACCACCAGGUCAGCCCGUCCAUGUCGACCUCGUCGAGCCCGCACAGCCAGCACUCCUCGCUCCAAGGGCCCUUCCACUCGCCGGCAAACUCCCUCACCGAUUGGGCGUUGCAGCAGCAACAACGGCAGCAGCAGCAGCAGCACCGACAGCAGGCCCAUCAACAAUCCCAUCAGCAGCUGUCCGCCUCGGACCUUUCACCCUACCUUCACGAGUCGACUCUCAUGAACUUCAACCCCUUCCCGUCGACCUUUCAACCCAACCCGCUCGAGUACCUGCCCCCGACGACGCAAGCCGCCGCCGCCGCCUUGCAGGCGAACCUGCUGGGUCCGCCGUUUGGUGGCAUGAGCUCCAUCGAUGACCAGGCCCAGGCCAUGCCGUGGGGGAAUGCCGGCAUGGACAACUGGCAAGAGUUUCAAAACACGCUGCAGAUGGACAGCCUUCCCCAGCUCGAUAGCGUCGGCAGCCUAUCCCCGACCGGAACCUACCUCGAGGUCCUUUCCCUGCCGUCCUCGACCGGAGAGGGGUGGGCCAUGGUGGACUGGGGAAGCCACAGUCUGGAUCAGUUUUCGCAGUCCCAGGGCGCCGCCAUCUUCAACCCGUCUCAGACGCUUCACCUGAGAACCAACUCGGAUUCGUCCGACGGCACAAACUCGAUGGAUUUCGGCAGCUUCGAGGAGAUCCAGCCCUUCCCCUUCUCUCCCUUCUCUCCCGAAUCCGACGGCCACCAGGACGGCAGCUCGCGCCGCAGCUGCGUCUCCCGUGAUAGCCACCACAACUCUCACGAGGAUAUCAGCCCGGCCGCCGCCGUCGCUCCGGUCCCGAUCAAGGUGGAACCGGUCAGCGCCGGUCGCAAAAGCCGAGCCAGCGGCGCCGGCUCGUCCUCUCCCUCGUCGGCGAACACCACGCGCCGCAACUCGGGACCCCGAAAGAGCCCCAUCGCCAAGAACACGAAGUCGAUCGUCCGCCGAUCCUCCAACGGCAAGCGGGACGGGGUGGGUGAGAAGAAGGUUGGGCGGAGAAAGGGGCCGCUUCUGCCGGAGCAGCGAAAGCAAGCCAGCGAGAUAAGAAAGCUGCGAGCUUGCCUGCGAUGCAAAUUCCUGAAAAAGACUUGUGAUAAGGGCGAGCCUUGUGCGGGAUGCCAGCCCUCGCACGCUCGUCUCUGGCAGGUGCCGUGCACUCGCAUCGACAUCAAGGACAUCGGCUACUUCAUGAAGGACUGGAAGGCCGACUACGAGCGGCACAUGGAUCUCGGCGUCUCCGUCUACAACGUCAAGGGCUUCUCUCCCAAGGAGACGCUCAUGUGGAUCACGCACGGCUACGGAUUUGCGCUGCCCGUCAUGGUUCGCGAGGUCUACGUCGCCAACGCCGGCUGCUUCGCCGUCGAAUGGGUCGAGUCGACCCACCCGGACCAGGAUCCCAUCGACUUCGAGACGCGCACCGAAAAGUUGGACGUCGGCGCCGAGGGCGUCCGGGUCGAUGCUCUCGCCGAGUACCUCGACAAGCACAUCGACGGACCCUUUGAGGAUUUCAUCGACGACCACUUCGAAGGCACGCCCUUUAUCACCGAGAUUCUCAAGACGGCCCAUCGCUAUUACGUCAACGAGCGCAUGCCGGUCAUCAAGAAGGCCUUGAAGCUCGUCCUCGCGUACAACCUGACCAUGCACAUCACCAUGGUCGAGAAUCAAGGGUCCGAGGUCGACCUCGACGGCCAGAUCGACGACGAAGACUCCAAGUUCUACGGCCGCACCGUCGCGCCCGUCAUGGUCAACUUCCAGAUCAAGUGUGCCCUGGCCGACAUGUGGCGUGACCUGCAAAAGGAUAUCCUCGAGGAAUUGUCCUCGCUCUACUCGGGCGUCUACAGCGGCGAGAAGAUGAAGAACUGGCCGACCAUCUUCAUGAUCGCCUCCAUCCUGCUUGCCGUGUGGGAGGAGAUGCAGUUUGACUGCCACUAUCGGGUGCCCGACCCCGCGGCCGUGAACAAGUUUUGCAACGACAUGGAGACGACCCCGGUGGGAGUGAUAGUAGGCCUGUUCCACGCCAUCUCCCAGAAGCUGCCGGCGUUUGCCGAAUGGGAUACUCGUCAGCACGGCCACUUGCUGCACAACAACGUCUCGGUCUGCGAGGCCAUGACCGAAGUCAGGCAGCACGUCAUCAAGCAUGAGGCCUAUCUGCGAACCCGAAAGGAGUCCAGGUUCGAUCGGUACAAUUUCGACUCGCUGUCCAACAAGUUUUUGUCGAAGCUAGUCAUCCGAGCCAAUUGA
Molecule: messenger RNA, 2493 nt
Organism: Drechmeria coniospora
Lineage: Eukaryota; Fungi; Ascomycota; Sordariomycetes; Hypocreales; Ophiocordycipitaceae
Product: C6 finger domain-containing protein
Exons: 2
Coding region: 1-2493 (830 amino acids)
Biological process (GO): regulation of DNA-templated transcription
Molecular function (GO): DNA-binding transcription factor activity, RNA polymerase II-specific; zinc ion binding
Source: RefSeq, a predicted model, not a curated record